AUGCAUCAUGGUCAUUUGAGGGCGAUGUUGCAGCGUCUAAGGGACCAAAAGCUAUACAAAAAACUUAGCAAGUGUAGCUUCUGGCAAAGGAGUAUUGGGUUCCUAAGACUCAUUGUCUCGGACCAAGGUGUAUCAGUUGAUCUGGAGAAGAUUAAAGCCAUUGAGGAAUGGCCAAGACCAAAGAAUGCUUUGGAAAUAAGGAGUUUUUUUGGCUUGGCGGGAUAUUACAGAAAGUUUAUGAACGGAGUCUCAAGUUUAGCCAAAUCAUUGACGCGGCUGACCGGGAAGGAUGCGAAGUUCACAUGGACGGAGGAGUGGGAAAAAGAGUUUCUCCGGGCUGAAGGAAAUGUUAACAAGCGCACCGGUUCUAGCCUUACCAGAAACAGAUGA
This is a messenger RNA of Eutrema salsugineum, 390 nucleotides long. RefSeq lists its product as uncharacterized. The transcript has a single exon. The record is from RefSeq and is a predicted model, not a curated record. The coding region runs from base 1 to 390 and encodes 129 amino acids. NCBI's taxonomy places the organism in Eukaryota, Viridiplantae, Streptophyta, Magnoliopsida, Brassicales, Brassicaceae.